This is a messenger RNA of Phytophthora sojae, 1494 nucleotides long. RefSeq lists its product as hypothetical. Lineage: Eukaryota; Oomycota; Peronosporomycetes; Peronosporales; Peronosporaceae. The coding region runs from base 52 to 1494 and encodes 480 amino acids. The record is from RefSeq and is a predicted model, not a curated record. The transcript has a single exon.
GGCGUUGCUGCUGCGCAGUCCGUGCUACCUUAGCGGAGACAACACCACACCAUGACGCGCGCGGCGAAGGGCUCGCGCGCCAAGCAGCUGCACCCGCACCAGCGCCGCCGCCUGUCGGAGGAGGGCAAGAGGCUGCUGCGCAAUGCGCUGGCGGCCGGCAGCGAGGGCGAGGACGGCUCCAUCGACUACAGCAUCAUCUCCAACUGCGACGACUCGUCCAUCGAGUCGGAGCUCGAGGGCGCGCUGCAGUGGGAGCAGCUGCAACAGCAGCAGCAACAAUCAGGAGGAGGAGGAGGCGGAGGCGGACGCAAGGGCCGCGGCGAGAAGUGGAAGGACGAGGACGAGCAGGAGGAUGCAGAGGACGACGACCUGGAGGGCGCCAUGGAGCAGCUCACGGAGAAGAGGGACAGCACCAAGGUCGCGGCGCUGGAGAAGAUCCUAGACAUGCUGCGCGCUGAGGUCAUGAGCGACAGGGCGCAGUCGGCCAAGGUGACGCUGACGUCGCACACACUCGGCUGCCUCAAGAAGAGAGCUAAGGAGUCCGGCAGCCUGGCGCUGCGUGUGCUGAGCAUGGUGGCCAUCACGCUCGGGGCCGACGAGCAGGAGUUCUUCGACGACAUCCUGUCGCCUCUGCGGAGGAUCUUCACGGACAGGGGAGACAGCGCUCUACGUGUGGAGGCCGUGUAUGCGCUCAGCAUCGCGUGCUUCGUCUGCUGUCCGGACGACGAGCCCAAGUGGGAGCUACUGGAGGUGUUCGGAAGCUUCCUCGUCGCGGCCAAGGACGCUGAGGAUGAUGGCCACGACGAAAAGGAGUUCCCGGAGGCUCUGACGAUCGCAGUGAUGGAGUGCUGGGCCUUCCUGGUCAGCUUUUUCCACCCGUCGGUCAUGAUCAGCAAGGUAUACAACGCACAGUCCAUCGUCCAUGGUCAUGUAGCGGCGCUGGCUGCGUUUGUUCGAAGCGGAACGAAUGCGACGGUGCGAGCCUCAGCGUGUGAAGUGCUGGCGCUGCUGGUGCAGUUUAAGUACAAGUCCGCAGCUGCGGAUUGGACGUACUCGCAUGAGCCCACUGGGAGUCCCAUCGGCGGUCUCGACUCACGCAUCGAGGCGUACAUGCGCGAGUCUGGGAAGAGUAUUGGUAAGAAGAACCGCAAGGCACAGAGGUCGAUGUUGAAGGAGGUGCUGGAGACGCUGCAGACAGGCGAAGGACCCAUCAAGGAGCUACAGGCGGACGGCGAGACGCUCACGGUGUCUACUUGGAGCCGCUUCUUCCAGGCGCACGUCUUCCGCCGUGCAUUGCAGUCUGGAUUUCAGACGCACCUCGUGGAGAACGAGGUGCUGCGCGAUGUGUUUGAAGUGACAGAGAAUGCCAACGCGAAGAUCGGUUUGGUUUCCACUGUUAAGCGUCGCGCUGACCUCAAGGCCAAGGCAGUCCACAAGCGGAACGACAUGUCCCGCAAAGAUCAAGCACAGAACGCCUUCCUUUAUGAUGAGUAG